GUACUGUAGGAGAGUUCAUGUUGCCGUUUGAGGAGGAGAUUGGCCAACGCACGUCUCUACAGGAACUGCAGGAUGUGGUCGUUCACAAGAAGAUGAGGCCGGUCUUCAAGGACACCUGGCUCAAACACCCGGGUCUGUCUCAGUUGUGUGAGACUAUAGAGGAGUGUUGGGACCAUGACGCCGAGGCUCGUCUCUCCGCCGGCUGUGUCGAGGAACGCAUCUCCCAGAUCACCAAGACAACCGUCGGCACUACCUCAGACUGCCCAGUUGCCAUAGUAAUGUCGGUAACCGACGACGACGACCUACCUCCCAAAGAGUCCAGCACCUGAGUUCUGUGUUAUUGUGACGUCAUCACGGAAGUGGAACGGUGCUCCUGACUUUUCUAGCAUAAACUUUUAAACAACUUGAAUACAGCUGCUAUUUUUAUAAUCUUGAUAUUGGUAUUAUUGUUUUUAAGACUUUUUUAUGUUAUUUUAGAUCAAGUCUUCUCUUCCAUCUGUCUUCUGUAGUUUUCACUGAGAAAAGAAUAUGACAGAAAUAAGACAUAUAUGCUGGACAAGACCUCUCUUAAGACAUUAACUUGUUAAAUCUUCUAUUCAGUCAAUACCUCAUGUUGUGUUUAGUGGGUUUGAUUAUUACCUCGUCCUGUCGUCUGGUCAAGAUGGCGGCCAGCCAAAGAAAGCUAACCGUAUUCCAAACCUCUGACGUGACGA
Molecule: messenger RNA, 713 nt
Organism: Salvelinus namaycush (lake trout)
Lineage: Eukaryota; Metazoa; Chordata; Actinopteri; Salmoniformes; Salmonidae
Product: activin receptor type-2B-like
Exons: 2
Biological process (GO): cellular response to growth factor stimulus; activin receptor signaling pathway; protein phosphorylation
Cellular component (GO): plasma membrane; activin receptor complex
Molecular function (GO): ATP binding; activin receptor activity; activin binding
Source: RefSeq, a predicted model, not a curated record